AAACUUGUAAGUUGUGACUGGUGAAGACAAGAACAUAUUCUAAACCUGCAAAAACUAAACAAGAGCGACGAUGGAAGCACAGGGUGCGCAACAGCCAUGGAUGAUGAGCGCACAACCGCAACCACAGUACGCUUACGGAGCACCGCCGCCGCCACCGUCGCAACCCUACCACCAACCGACGUCACACGAAGAAAUCCGUACCCUCUGGAUUGGCGAUUUACCCUACUGGGCCGAUGAGUCCUACCUUCAUUCCUGGUUCGCCCCCACUAACGAGGUGCUUUCAAUAAAGGUAAUUCGUAACAAAGCAACAGGCCUUCCAGAAGGUUACGGGUUCGUGGAAUUCGCUUCACACGCUACAGCAGAAACUGUUCUUCAAACAUACAACGGAACACAAGUUCCCGGAACCGAGUUAACCUUCAGGUUAAACUGGGCGUCUUCAGGAAUCGGAGAACGACGACCCGAUGCCGGUCCGGAACAUUCUAUUUUCGUAGGUGAUUUAGCACCUGAUGUUACCGAUCAUCUAUUACAAGAGACUUUCAGGACUCAAUAUCCGUCUGUUAGAGGGGCCAAAGUUGUGACCGAUGCCAACACGGGUCGGUCAAAGGGAUAUGGUUUUGUUAAAUUUGCAGAUGAGAUGGAGAGAAACCGUGCAAUGACUGAGAUGAACGGGAUUUACUGCUCGACUCGACCCAUGCGAAUCAGUGCGGCAACUCCAAAGAAGCCCACGGUCUUUCAACAGCAAUAUGUUGCACCAAAAGGGUUAUAUCCAGCUUCUGCCAUUGCUAUGGACACCGAUCCAACUAACACGACAGUUUAUAUCGGCAGUCUUGAUUCUGCUGUUACAGAGGAAGAAUUGAGGCAGAUUUUCUUGCAGUUUGGGGAAAUAGUUUAUGUCAAGAUCCCUGCAGCUAAGGGAUGUGGGUUUGUGCAGUUUGUAGCUAGGACAUCUGCUGAAGAAGCAAUUCAAAGGAUGCAUGGAAGCCAGAUUGGUCAACUUGUUGUCCACCUUUCUUGGGGAAAAAGCAAGCAGGACCCAUCUGGAGUGUGGGCCCCACAAGCCGAUCCGACUCAAUGGAGCAGUGCAUACUACGGUUAUGGACAAGGUUAUGAUGCUUAUGCCUAUGGAGCAACUCAAGAUCCAUCAUUAUAUGCAUAUGGUGCAUAUGGCGGUUAUAUGCAGUAUCCUCAACAGGGUGAAGGUGAACAGGAUAUGGGAGCAGUGGCAGGCGUUGCGCCCGCUGUCGAACAUAGGGAGGAAAUAUAUGAUCCGUUAGCCACACCAGAUGUCGACAGGUUGAAUUCUGCCUAUCUUGCUACACACGGAAGUGCGAUAUUGGGCCGUCCUAUGUGGCAGAAAACGUCAUCUUCUUCGUUACAAGCGUAGCUAUAAUGUUGUUCUAUGAACGAAAAGCGAGCUAGUUGCUAGUUCACAAGAGUUUGGUAAUAGUAGAAGCUACAAUUCUGUAAUGGAGGUUGUAGAUUUAACCCGAUUUAUUGAAUGGCGACUUUUAUAGAUAUGGGGUUUUACUUGCUAAAGCGUUUAUGACAUGCUUAAUUCAUUCAUUCAA
Helianthus annuus (common sunflower) is the source of this 1568-nucleotide messenger RNA. Its product is annotated as polyadenylate-binding protein RBP47B'. Bases 71 to 1384 code for a protein of 437 amino acids. Lineage: Eukaryota; Viridiplantae; Streptophyta; Magnoliopsida; Asterales; Asteraceae. Gene Ontology annotation, cellular component: cytosol. The transcript is spliced from 8 exons. Gene Ontology annotation, molecular function: mRNA binding. The record is from RefSeq and is a predicted model, not a curated record.